Molecule: messenger RNA, 1248 nt
Organism: Cuscuta campestris
Lineage: Eukaryota; Viridiplantae; Streptophyta; Magnoliopsida; Solanales; Convolvulaceae
Source: the annotation of a GenBank genome assembly
ACAAAGUCCCAAAGCCUUCUUUUUAAGACCCCCCCCCCCCCUCUCCUUACAGGCUAUUUUCAAUUUCCUCCAUUCCUAUCCAGCCAAACGCUCCCUUCUCCUUCCUUCUCUCACUCACUCACCCAUGGAGUUGGGUCUGAGCUUAGGAAGCGGCGGCGGUAGCGGCCCCGCCGCCUUCAUACAACCCUUCCCGUUUCUUGAAAAAAGAAAAAAGCCCGCCCCCGCCCGAACCGCCGACCCUUUGGGCUUCUGCAUGGGCCUUGGAACCGCCUGUAGCCCCCCUCGCGAACCGCCUCCGGUUCCGCGCGAUUUCCUCCCGGUUCACCCACCUGCACGCCGCCCACUCCGCUUCCGUUGGCGCCCGGGAGCUCGUGUGCCCGAACCGGGUUUGUUACGCGGUCCGCCCGGCAUGUGGCUGGACAAGAACCAACGGCCGGCGGAGGAGGAGCACGCGGGGGCGGCACCGCCCUCUUUGAAGAUGGGCAUUUCCGACUUGAGAACCGGGGUUUUGGGGAUGAAGGAUAACUGUGACGGCGGCGGUAGUGGCGGCAACGGCGACGGGGAAAUGGAGAGAGGCGGCUGUUCGUCGCAAUUGAUGAGGGGAAGCGACGAGGAGGAGAACGGCGGUGGGUUGGGAAGGAAAAAGCUUAGGCUGACCACAGAACAGGCGGCCUUUCUCGAACAAAGUUUCAAAGAACAAAACACUCUUAAUCCAAAACAAAAGGUUGCUUUAGCAAAGCUGCUGAAUCUUCGUCCACGCCAAGUUGAAGUGUGGUUCCAAAACAGAAGAGCAAGGAUUAAGCUGAAGCAGACGGAGGUAGACUGCGAGCAUCUAAAGAGGUGCUGCGAGAGACUGAAGGAGGACAACAAAAGGCUGCAGAAGGAGCUUCACGAACUCCGGGCACUCCACGCCGCCUCCUUCUACGUGAACCUCCCCCCCACCACCCUCACCAUGUGCCCUUCCUGCGAGCGCGUCUCCUCCUCCUCCACCGCCCCCGGUGCCGGUAUCCAUCAGAGCCCACAGAAACCGUUUCAUCCUCAACCGCAUGCGGCGUCGUAAUCGUGGGUGACCGGUUAUAUAUUAGUGUCUGUUUAGUCUUCCGUUUGUGGGGUGGGGUAUGUACAUGCAAAUUAAAAAUGUCUUAAGACAUCUCUCUUUUUUGUUUGUAUUAUUAUUAAACAAAUAUCCCUAGAUAUAUAGGAGUAAAUUGUCAUAAACAUAUCAAAAAAUAAUUAAGAAUGACCUUG